UUCUGCAUCUGUCCAAUGCAUUUCAAUACAGUUAUCAGAAACGAGCGCGACUUAUUGCAGUUUGAUAAACCCCGCCAUAAUAUCAACAAGCCGGAGUCCAUCCUCCCUCAUCAGGAGUACCCCCAUUCGGCCGUUCAGUCCCUAUCGAUUGCCAACCCGUCGUCGUCGCCGCCGUGGACGGGUUACAGAUAAUGGCUUUUACCUGACUGUACCCACGCUAUCAACCGUGCUUUUGAUUGCCCAAGAUCAGUAAGGUGAUAGUUGUCGACGGAUUCAGUUCCCGGUAGACGAACAGGGCGGUGGUCCUCAAUGGUUCCGGUACUCAUUUGAAUGCUUCCGAAUAUCAAGUGCCAAAUAAACACUUAUCCCCGGGUGAGAGCCAGUGCAGUGGUUUGACUUAUCAAUUAGUUAUUUUUCGCAAGUGAAAGAGCAUACCCUCAACGAUCGAUUGAAUGAAUAGCUAAUCAAGUGUCGGUGUCCCCUCGAAUACGGUUGUUGAGCUCAAGUGAUCCACUCCUCCUCCACGGAGAAAACGAGAUGUGCAAUAGUAGUGCUUCGGCGGCUGGCGCCGCUGGAAGUGCCGCAGGGCCGAUUCCCACGGUGGUCGCUUCGGUGGCCGGGUAUGACGACUACUACGAUUCAAGCUGGCAGCUCAUUCCACCGGAUUAUGGAGCCACCGAUUACGACUACAAGUACGAGAUUCUGGAUAGCAUGAAAUUACCUUCCGCUCAGCGAUCCGGGUUCCACAUCAGCGACAUCCUUGAGCUAAACCCCCAAAACAGCCAACCAAAUCGCAGCAAAGAGUACUCUCAUCUACACAGCCAGGGUCCAUCUAGUACACCUCCCGAUUCCGAUCAGAUCACAAACCGACCGGGCGAUCCGAACGCUGGAGAAUACCUGUCUCUAGACGCAGAUGAACAACAACAACAACCGCAACCUGUAGCUCAGUACAACAACUCAUCAGCCCCUGGCGGUGGCUACAUUCCACUGCAAACGGUGGCACCACCUCCGGCUUAUAGCGACCUUCCCCCAUACUACCACCAUUCGCAUCAUCUAUUUCCGGGUCCGGUCGGUAGUACCUCUAGGACUUGGUAUUACGACAACGGCAGUGCCGAUUAUGUACCUGCAGUCAUUCAACAAAACAUAGAAAACAGCAUAAACCAGCAAGUGAGCCCAGAUAGCACAUCAUCUGUUGCCGAGGGGUCGGCGUAUGCUACCUUGGGUGCUUACAGCAAUAUCCCAACGGCAGUGAUCGAAACCUCAGAACGGCUAGCCCUAGAUCGUUCCUCACACAAUACGCCCCAUACGAUCGACAGCAAUAACAACACCUGCGAUGGAGAGUCCCUGGACGACAGCAUCGAGGUUGGGAACUCCGGCGAUGACCGCGCCGGAAGCGACUCAGGCACGGGACCUAACGGUGGCAGCAGUUCAAAUAGUCAAAAGAAACGAAAACGAAGAAUUCUGUUCUCCAAAACGCAAACCUACGAACUGGAGCGGCGGUUCAAGCAGACGCGCUACCUCUCGGCACCGGAGCGAGAACAUCUGGCCAACAUGAUACAUCUAACGCCAACGCAGGUGAAAAUCUGGUUUCAGAACCAUCGCUACAAAACCAAGCGGGCGCAGAUAGAGAAGAGUUCGACCAGCUUUGCGCAUCAGAUUGGAAACUCGCCGAAACGGAUCAACGUUCCGGUGCUGGUGCGAGAUGGGAAGCCAUGCUUGGGAUCGCAACAGCAGCAACAGCAACACCAGCACAGCCAGCAGCAACAACAGCAGCAGCAUUUCAUGAGUGGAGGUUUGCAUUCUUUGGUCGGUAUGACGGCCUCGGAGCACGGGGCAAUAGGACUGGGGUAUCAACCAGCUGGACAAGUUAUAAUGCAAAACCAUGGAUCGUCCACUGGAGGUAGAUGGUGGCCAUAAGCCGAUGCUAGUAGAUGGCGCAAUAUUUUAUGUGAUAAUGACUAAGUAGAUACAAACUAUAUUGUAAAUUUC
This is a messenger RNA of Aedes albopictus (Asian tiger mosquito), 1989 nucleotides long. Its product is annotated as homeobox protein vnd-like. The record is from RefSeq and is a predicted model, not a curated record. Gene Ontology annotation, molecular function: RNA polymerase II cis-regulatory region sequence-specific DNA binding; DNA-binding transcription factor activity, RNA polymerase II-specific. The transcript is spliced from 3 exons. NCBI's taxonomy places the organism in Eukaryota, Metazoa, Arthropoda, Insecta, Diptera, Culicidae. Gene Ontology annotation, cellular component: nucleus. Gene Ontology annotation, biological process: cell differentiation; regulation of transcription by RNA polymerase II. Bases 538 to 1917 code for a protein of 459 amino acids.